Molecule: messenger RNA, 5684 nt
Organism: Poecile atricapillus (Black-capped chickadee)
Lineage: Eukaryota; Metazoa; Chordata; Aves; Passeriformes; Paridae
Gene: TOGARAM1
Product: TOG array regulator of axonemal microtubules 1
Exons: 22
Coding region: 51-5378 (1775 amino acids)
Biological process (GO): microtubule cytoskeleton organization
Cellular component (GO): cytoplasmic microtubule; cilium
Molecular function (GO): microtubule binding
Source: RefSeq, a predicted model, not a curated record
GGCGUUGCCGGGCGGGGCCUGAGGGCCGCCCAUGGCCGCGGCCUCGGGCCAUGGCGGAGCCGCCGCCCGGAGCCGCCGCACCGCGGGGCCGCGGCCGGGCCUGGGAGCGCGGCGGCUCCGCGCAGGACGGUGAGAACGGCACGGAGCCCUCCGGCACCGCUCACAACGGUUCGGGCACGGAGCUCCCUGGGCCCGCUUUGAACGGUUCGGGCACGGAUGCCCCCGGCCCCAUUCACAACGGUUCGGACACGGAGCCUCCCGGUCCUAAUGAGGACGGGCCGGGCACGGAGCCCGCCAGCCCCGCUGAGGACGGGCCGGGCACGGAGCCCCCCAGCCCCGCUCAGAACGGUUCGGACACGGAGCCCCCCAGCCCCGCUGAGGACGGGCCGGGCACGGAGCCCCCCAGCCCUGAGGAGGACGCGGCUCCCCCGCUGGGGCCGGAGCUGUCGCUGGUGCCGCCGGAGCUCCGCGCGCGGCUGCUGGACCGGCGGGACUACCGGGGCCGUGCCCAGGCCGUGGAGCAGCUGCGGCGGGCGGUGGAGGGCUGCAGCCCGGCCGCGCUGAGCGCCGCGCCCGCCGCCGCGCUGCUGGGGCUGAUCGCGCUGCUGGACGCGCUGCUGCACGACCCCAACUUCGCGGUGGCGCGGGGCGCGCUGGAGGUGACCCGGCUGCUGGCGCUCCGCCUCGGCCGCCGCGUCCCCGCCGUGCUGGCCCCGCUGGUGUGCGCGGCCGCCCGGGCGCUGGGGGACGCGCAGCCGGCCAUGCGGCGGGACAGCGGGCGGCUGCUGCUGCGGCUGAUGGCGGCGGCCGGCCCGCGGCCCGUGCUGCGCCUGCUGCUGCAGGAGCGGCUGCUGCGGCACCGCAGCGCCCGGCUCCGCGAGGAGCUGCUCAACACGUGCAUCGCCGCGCUGCUCACCUACCCCGCCGCACAGCUGGACCUGCCCCAGCUGGCGGCCGCCCUGGCCCCGGCGCUGCUGGACGCCAAGCGCAGGGUCCGGCACGCUGCCAUGGAGGCGCUGGCCGCGCUGGGCUCGGCCCUGGGCCCCGGCAACGCCGGCGCGCUGCUCCGAGCCCUGGAGGCGGUGGAGCUGCGGGCCGGCGGAGCGGGGGUCGUGCACGCCGUGCAGGCCCGGCUGGCCAGGAAGGUGCUGCCCCGGCUGGGCGAGCAGGGACUGGUGGAGUACGGAGUGCCCUCGCCCUCCUGCGGGCACUGCCGCGGGCCGUGCCAGCCGCCCGGAGCCGACACCGAGUGGCUGCUGAUGGGCAGCAGGAGCCGGAGCGCCCACGGGCACUGCGGGCACCCCGCCUGUGCCCAGCGCCGAGCCAGCCCCAGGAGAGUCCUGAGCGCCGGCAGAGGCAAAAACAAGCUGCCCUGGGAGAACGAGCCGGCUGCGGACGGGGAAGGUGGCUCGGGGGUGAGGAUGCCCGUCACGAAGGGUGUGGAGCAGCUGGCUGCAUCCAGUGAUUUCCUUCACUCCCCGAAGCUCCGUCCCUCGCAGGGAAUCCCGGGCAGUGAGGAGCUGUUUCCCAGCAGGAACAGAACUUCCAGACCUCCACUGCAGCCCAGUGUGGAGCUGAACCUGGAGCAUUCUGCACUCGCUGCUGGUGCUCUGGGCUCUCACCAGCCCCAGAUUUCAGGGAAAUGUGGGACACUUGGACACCCCCAGGCACGUGGGAAGAGUGGCAGUGUGGGCUCUGAUUUGCAGUUUUUGGGAUUAAAUAACUGUCAGCAGGACAAAGUUUAUUCCAGCCUCAGUUUUUCCAGCAAGACCCAGAGGACUUUUUGCACUCAGGCAGAGCCCACCACGUCCUUCCAAGGUCCCAGUGCCAGCCAGGGCACCUUCAUCCUGCCCUCCUUCCCCCUGUCAUCCCCCAGGAACAGCCCCAAGCUGCUCUCUGCUCCUGCUGCCUCUCCAGGGAAGCCCCAGGAGGAUCCCAGGAGCCUCUCCAGCUCCUGGCCCCUCAAAAGCUUCCAGGGGCUGCCUAAGCCUGCUUGCCAGAGGCAGCUGCUCAGCCAAAAGCCAGGAGACAGCACAGGAGACAGCCCGCUGGAGAAGCAUUCCCUGCAGCUGGAGAAGCAUUCCCUGCAGCUGGAGAAGCCUUCCCUGCAGCUGGAGAAGCCCCCCCUGCAGCUGGAGAAGCAUUCCCUGCAGCUGGAGAAGCAUUCCCUGCAGCUGGAGAAGCCCCCCCUGCAGCUGGAGAAGCCCCCUCUGCAGCUGGAGAAGCAUUCCCUGCAGCUGGAGAAGCAUUCCCUGCAGCUGGAGAAGCCCCCCCUGCAGCUGGAGAAGCCCCCCCUGCAGCUCGAGAAGCCUUCCCUGCAGUUAGAGAAGCAUUCCAUGCAGCUGGAGAAGCCCCCUCUGCAGCUGGAGAAGCAUUCCCUGCAGCUGGAGAAGCAUUCCCUGCAGCUGGAGAAGCCCCCCCUGCAGCUGGAGAAGCCCCCCCUGCAGCUCGAGAAGCCUUCCCUGCAGUUAGAGAAGCAUUCCAUGCAGCUGGAGAAGGCCCCCCUGCAGCUGGAGAAGCCCCCCCUGCAGCUGGAGAAGCAUUCCCUGCAGCUGGAGAAGCAUUCCCUGCAGCUGGAGAAGCCCCCCCUGCAGUUAGAGAAGCCCCCCCUGCAGCUGGAGAAGCCCCCCCUGCAGCUGGAGAAGCCCCCCCUGCAGCUGGAGAAGCAUUCCCUGCAGCUGGAGAAGCAUUCCCUGCAGCUGGAGAAGCCUUCCCUGCAGCUGGAGAAGCCCCCCCUGCAGCUGAGGGCUGGCCUGGGCAGGGUCCCGGGGGCGCUGCGGGGGUCCCGGCCCGUGCCCCCCAUCCCGCGCCUGCCCCGGGAGGGCAGCGAGGGCUCGGAGCUGCAGCCGGAGCCUGAGGAGGUGGACCAGGAAGAGAUGCAGAAUUCCCUGCGCUCCCUGCGGAACAGCGCGGCCAAGAAGAGGGCAAAGCUGAGCAGCAGCAUCGCCGACCUGGAGAGCCCCGACUCGGGGGUGAAACUGGAAUUUUCCGGGGAUUGCUCCUCCCAGGGCUCCUCCCCCGGAGCCGCUUCCACCGGCGAGAGCGGAAUUUCCAGCCAGGAAUCACCCGGCUCCCCCGUGGCCACGCUGCCCCCCAGGAGGAGAGUGAUGUCAGACACUUUUCCAGCACUUGGCAGCAAAUCCCACCCUGCAAAAGUAUCUCCAGCAAGGCCCAGAGACGCAGAGGGGGCAGAGCAUCACCCCAGCACAGGCCUUGCAGAGUCAGUGCCUGGUUUUGCACCGAAGAAUGAUCUGGGGUUCACACCUGAAGACGUGGUUGCUGUUGUUGGUAAAGGUGUUUUUGGGAGCUCUCCUGCCCCAGCUCCCAGCCAGUCCAUGCCCUGUGUGGCCAAUGGGGACACCCAGGCUGCCAGGGAGGGAGCAGAGCCAGCCCCAGGGAGAAGCUUCCAGCAGAACAGCACUUCCCAUUCCCACUGCCAUGCAGGGAAUGAGGGAGAGAUAAAAGUGACCUUGUCAAAAUCUGCUCAGGAGAAGCUGAGGAAGAAAAGGAAAGAAGACAGAGAACACAACCAUAAAGAGCAGGAAAGCAAAGACUUGGAAGGGAAGGAAGAAUUCCCUUGGGAAAGGAUUAGACUGAGUAUGAGUGAACCAGAGAAACUCACAGCAGAAAGGUUUAAUCUCUGUGGAGAUUUAUUGACAUCGCCAAGAAAUGGAUCUUUGUCCUUAGAAAAUGUGGCCUUGAACCCUUCCCUGAAAAGAACAUCCAGUUUGAAGAGAUCAAAGUGUUCAUCCUUGCUAGAUUCUGAGGAGCCGCGGGGCCGCUGCCGGGAGCCGCCGGUGCCGCCGAGCCCCGAGGUGCUGGACCCCACCGAGCUGCAGCCCUUCCCCAGGCCCGAGGCAGCGCUGGCAGAGGCGCUGGCACUGCUGGCUGACCACGACUGGGAGAAGAAAAUUGAAGGUCUGAACUUUGUCAGGUGCUUGUCUGCCUACCAUGCCCCUAUUCUGACUGCAAAGCUCCAUGAAACAACUCUGGCUGUGGCUCAAGAGGUCAAGAAUUUACGCUCAGGUGUUUCUCGAGCUGCUGUGGUCUGUUUAGGGGAUUUGUUCACCCACCUGAAAAAGAGCAUGGAUCAAGAACUAGAUAAUGCAGUAAAAGUCCUUUUGCACAAAGCUGGGGAAUCCAACACUUUUAUAAGGGAAGAGGUAGACAAGGCACUGAAGGCCAUGGUUAAUAAUGUGACUCCAGCACGUGCACUUUGUUCUCUUAUAAAUGGAGGGCAAAGCCACCUGCACUCAGCCGUGAGGAGAUGCACGGCGCAGCACCUGGGGGACGCCGUGCAGCGCCUGGGCCCCGAGCGCAUCCUGGGGGGAGCCCGGCCCGCGGCCGAGCGGCUGCUCCCCGCCAUCGCCAGGUUCACCCAGGACAGCUCCCAGCAAACACGGUACUACGGGCGGAGGAUGCUCUUCAUCAUGAUGGCUCAUCCUGACUUGGAUAAAACCCUGGAGAAGUUUGUGCCAGCCAAGGAUUUGCCUUACAUUAAGGAAACUGUUGGCACUCUACGAGAGAAGGGCCUGGGGGAGAUGCCCUUGGAUACACCCUCAGCCAAAGGAAGGCGUUCCCAGACUGGAAAUGUUGGACAUUUGAGGUCAUCCUCCACUUGCAGAGAUGCUCCCAUCAUCCCAGACAGGGACGGCACAGAGGCCCCGGAAGCCCCAAGGAGAGCAGCUCCUCGCAGUGCCCUGGAGAGUGAGGAGUAUGUCAGGGACAUUGUGGGGUUACUGAACGCCAAAGAUUUCCGGGAGCGCAUCAGCGGCGUCCGGCAGCUGCUGCUGGACACGGAGAGCAGCCCAGCCCUGGUGCUCGCCAACGUCGUCAGGAUCUUUGACGCUUUCAAGCCUCGCUUACACGACUCCAACAGCAAAGUGAACCAGGCAGCUUUGGAGACCAUGCACAAGAUGAUUCCACUGCUCAAAGACAAUUUAUCACCUGUGAUCAACAUGUUAAUUCCUGCCAUAGUGGACAACAACCUCAACUCCAAAAAUCCAGGGAUUUAUGCAGCUGCCACAAACGUUGUCCAGGCCCUAUGUCAACACUUAGACACCUCCCUGCUCCUGCAGCCAUUCUGCACAAAAGCCCAGUUCCUGAGUGGAAAAGCAAAGCAGGACCUGACAGAAAAGCUGGCUGAGCUGGUGCCGGAGCUGUACCCACGGAAGCCCUGUGCUGUGGAGCAGAAGGUGCUGCCCGUGCUGUGGCACCUGCUGGGCCCGGCCAGCGGCGGCUCCGUGCCCGGGCCCCGCACGGCCGCGGCCAGCCUGGCCCGGGCCCUGUGGGCACAGAUGGGCCCCGGGCUGCUCGCCCACGCCGCGGCACAGCCCCCGCACAUCGGCAAGAGCCUGGAGGAGCUUUUGGAGAUGUAAAAUCGCCGCUCCUGAAGAGGCUCCAGCCCAGGACGUGUCCCUGGAUUGCUUGUGAAGAACCACACGGUCACAUCAGCAAUGUGCUUCACGUGGAAAAGUGGAAGAGGAUCCUGGACACUGAUGCAGUGCUAUUUGUGAAAAACAUGUAUUUUUAUACCCCCACAGGCAGUGGUGCAGUAUUUGUUGUCUCAGAGCUUGGCAGUGAGGAGAAUGAGCCCUGACCCUUCUCCUUCCCCAGCUGCAGGCUCUGGACACACUGGACAUGGGACACAAUGGGAUAUAUAAAUAAAGGGAUUUAUUUCUGUA